Armigeres subalbatus is the source of this 2862-nucleotide messenger RNA. Its product is annotated as zinc finger protein 14-like. The coding region runs from base 220 to 2460 and encodes 746 amino acids. Gene Ontology annotation, cellular component: nucleus. Gene Ontology annotation, molecular function: zinc ion binding. The record is from RefSeq and is a predicted model, not a curated record. The transcript has 5 exons. NCBI's taxonomy places the organism in Eukaryota, Metazoa, Arthropoda, Insecta, Diptera, Culicidae.
AUCGGAGCAAACUCGCGACAAGGCGAAAGUCGCAAAAUAUAAACAUUGUCCUUUCGUGCAAAAAAUAAAAUAUUCCGAACUGCUCUCACCCCUUUCACCCAUCUAUCAUGGCAUCUGCUAUACGGCAUAAAAGUGGAUAAUAUUCACCGUAGUAAAUCGCCUAAAUCCCCCAUCGAAGAAAAUCAAUACAUUUGCGACUCUCGCCCUUGUGAACGAACAAUGUCAAAAAUUUUUUUAUUGAUGUCUCUCAACUUUAUAGAGUUUAAUCAAUUACAAGUAUCAGCUGGUAGGAAUAAACUGUUCUAUCAAAAUAUGGUGAAGCUGUGCUGUAUUCAAAUUUGUCCCAACUCAAGACAAAAACGGGGAGUUCCGUGCUAUCCAUUUCCUGCGAAAGACGAAAUUCUUCGAGGCAAAUGGAUCGAGUUUGUUGGAGUCGCUAACCCGAACCGAUUCCGUUGGAAAGGCAAAUCGAUUUGCGCUGAGCAUUUUCGACAGAUGGAUCUAGCCGAAAUCAGUGGUCUGCUGCGUCCAGUGGAUGGAGCUAUCCCUUCGAUAUAUUCACCGGAAGAAGCGGAUGGCGAUGAAGUGCGGGAACAUGUGCCGAAAUCGGACACCACUACAUCCGAUCAACGAGUUGAAAUGAAUAAUCUCCAUGCCAUGUUCUGUCGGAUUUGUCUUAAGAAAGCGGUCGGAUUGAUUCCGUUUAAUUCAAGACUUCAUAAUGAAAAUCUCGUUGACAUCGUUUACACAAUAACCGGACUGGAAUUAGACGAAAACGAAACUAAUCUUCCAGCGAAGGUGUGUGCCAUCUGCGUGGGAAAAAUCGAUUUGGCAUUCAAUGUUCGUAAGGAGUUUCUACAUUCGGAGAAAAUCCUGAGAAAUUUGAUUACGAACGGACAGCUGGAGGCACACUAUCGAUCCAUCGAUAGUUACCUAGAAGAUUCUAAUUGCCAGACCGAAGUUGACCUUGGAGAUCUAUCGGAAAACAUCAAAACGGAACUGGUCAUAGAACCAGUUGAAGAAAUGGAAGAGGAACACCUUUACGAAGAAGAAGAAGAAGGUACAACUGAAGAACAGCCAUUAGAGCGUUUUGAAGUAGAAAUUUUGUCAGACACCGAAAAAGUGAAAGAAGAGAAGCCCUCUAAAAAAAUUGUCUACUCUUGGAAAGAGUUGUAUAAGCCUAAAAGAACUCGUGAGGUCAGGAAAUACAAGAUCACCGAGGAUCUACCUGAACCGGAGCUGAUUCCGCAUACUUGCUAUGUUUGUGAUACGGUACAUGAAGAUGCUGACGCUUUGGACAGUCACAUAGAGAAGCACGUCGGUCUUCUUCCGUACACUUGUGAACAGUGUACGACCGAGGAAUACCCUCAGGAGCUGAAGUCACUAAUAUCUUUGAAUAAGCAUCUCCAGUCUCAUCUUUAUCCCUACGUUUGUGAUUUCUGUCCCCUGCGCUAUAUGAACAAGCGGAACUAUAUCAGUCAUAUGCGAGGGAUGCACGAGUCUGGCGAAGGUUAUACUUGUGACGAUUGCGGACAAUUCUUCACACAGAAAAGAAUGUUUUCCACCCAUAUCUACAAGCACAAAGCUAUCAAAGAAGAGAAAUUCAAGUGUGAACAUUGCGGAAAAGCCUUUAGCAAUUCUGCUCUACUCACUCGACACAUUCGAAUUCACACGGGCGAGAAGCCGUAUGAAUGUAAGAAAUGCGGAAAACGGUUCAACCAUGAGUCGAUUUUCCAGGUCCACAAACGUGCUCAUAUUGGAGAGAAAGCACACGCUUGCCGAGAAUGUGACAAAAUAUUCAUUAAUUCCACUAUGUUGCGCUACCACAUGGCGGAACACUUUCCGAAUGAUCCACGGUAUCGAACCCAGUUUUCGAGAAAACGGCAACACGAUGAUCAAUCUGCUGUUGUCAUUCCAUAUGUCUGUGACGGAAAAUCAGCCCCUAAUGUGUACCCAACGGAAAAAGUUUGCGACUUCGAAGACUGCAAGUACACGACAUCAUCGAUCCCAAGUUGGUACUAUCACCGCUCGACGCACGUUCGGAAGUUCCAGUGCGAAAUCUGCGCCAGGCGUUUCCCAACGAAGCAGACUCUGGUAAAGCACGUAGAAACGGCACACGAAGGAAAGGUGGCAGAGAAAACCAAGCCCUGCCCGUACUGUGGUCGAAAGUUCAGCAGCAACCAGAAGUUGCAGUGCCACGUGGAUACGCACGAGAACAACCGUCGGCACAAGUGUAAAUUUUGCGACAAAGCUUUUGUUCAAAUUGCCAAUCUUAGGGCACAUGAGCGCAUUCACACCGGCGAGAAACCGUUCGUUUGCCGUGCCUGCCCGUCGGCGUUCAUCACUUCGUCCGGGCGGAAAAAGCACGAAAGGUCGCACGUCGAGAUGGCCGGGCUACAACAAACGCUCGAAACGAAGGUCGAGUAUGGCGAGAUAGAGGUGUCCGUUGUCGACGAGUAGGAGUUCACCAAGAGGAUAUUGGAGUCAGGGAACAUCGGAGAAGAGGACAUCAUGGUAUCAUUCGAAGUAGUGGCAUUGUUCCCAAGCGUUCCAGUGAAGGAUGCUCUGAACCUUUUGGAGGAUUGGCUAAUAGAACAACGGACGGAUACAGCAUGGCGAGGAAAAGUAAAGAUGUAUCUCAAGCUUGCAAGAUUAUGCAUGAAUGAGAACUACUUUACAUUCCGUGGAAGCUUCUACAAACAAACGAAGGGUGCACCUAUGGGAAAUCCGCUAUCACCGUUUUUGUGCGAAUUAUUCAUGGCGAAUUUGGAGGACAACCUAGAGGAACAAGGAGUACUACCCGAGAAAUGGUGGAGAUACGUGGACGACAUUUUCAGCAUUAUCAACCGGAAAGAUCUACCC